Messenger RNA from Alternaria rosae, 1290 nucleotides. RefSeq lists its product as uncharacterized. The coding region runs from base 194 to 1072 and encodes 292 amino acids. The transcript is spliced from 5 exons. Lineage: Eukaryota; Fungi; Ascomycota; Dothideomycetes; Pleosporales; Pleosporaceae. The record is from RefSeq and is a predicted model, not a curated record. Gene Ontology annotation, biological process: mycotoxin biosynthetic process.
AGGGGUGCAUCGCAUGUCGUAUUCAGCUUAGGCGGGGUAAGAGCUAAAAGCUGAUAGUGCGACUGACCACCACCUGCGACUGUUUUCGCCAUGGCUACCCGUCGUGUUUUUGAUCUGGCAUUCCUCUCGCUUCUGGUUUCUGGCUUGAUCUUUGAAUUCGUGUACAUGUCUUGACAUCUUCUUCUUUGCCGCCAUGUCUGACGUUGGAAACGAGAAAGGACCAAGUUACGAACAUGAUCGAGAAAAUGGAGACUGUGAGAGAUUGCUUGCAGAUCACGAAGGGACUUCCUUCGAUUUGCGACCGUCGCGACAAACACCGCGGCAUUGGUCAUGGUUAGCAAUUGUUACCGCCUUUCUUGGCACGGCCAUAUUGUCUGCCUUCCUAGGAGCGUGGAUAGUUCAAAGGGAGCGACUCGAUGCAGAUAAAUUUUGCAUCAGGCACACCUCGCAGUAUUCUCCGAUCGUCAAGGAUGUUGGGAUUACCUACAACCAGAUCCAAUUCAACGGUUCCUUGUUGGUAUCAAAUGCGUAUCGACUAGACGCUGGACCUGAAGUGGAUGCGGCGUGGAAAGAGUUGGGGGUGGACUAUCAUGCCGCAAGAGUACCAGUAGAGGAGGCCAGAAGGUCGGGUCUUGCCUCGGACCAAGUAAAGAUCAAAGAAGAAUACGGAGGUGGAUAUCCCGCACACGUGGAAGGCUUGCACCAUCUGCACUGCUUGAAUCUGUUGCGAAAGUCCUUGUCUUGGAAUUUCGAGUACUAUCAGAAGCAAGGGCUCGGUCCGUUCUCCAACGAUGGGAACAUUCUGAAACACCACGUCACACAUUGCCUUGAUAUCUUGCGUCAGCAGCUCAUGUGUACGGUUGAUAACGGCGUUCUGGGCCAAGUAUGGUAUCAACCUCCGGACAAACCAUUGCAAGCCUUUGUCGACUUCAAUACCGUCCAUACGUGUCGGAACUUUGAUGCGAUUAGGGAUUGGGCAGAAAAGCAUCAGCUACCGGCAGUGGAAGAUACACCGCCCGAUUUUCUCCAACUACCGGAGGAAGGUGAUCGGAUAUAUCAUGAUGUUCCGUAGACUACCAAAAUGGCUCGGAGUUGUCGAGCGUCGCCCAUUCAUCUCCUCCAUCGCUCCAAUCUCUCCAAAUAUCUUUCGGUAUUAUAUCCAACUGGCCGUGACGAAGUCUUGCAAAAUCUACGUCGAAAGGAUGCGGCUUGAAUGUCUGCCCUUGGCUGCUGGCUCGGUUCAUCAAAUCGAGCUUGUACAUGCGCACUAUCCUCGCAGCAGCACGAACA